Molecule: messenger RNA, 6508 nt
Organism: Clarias gariepinus (North African catfish)
Lineage: Eukaryota; Metazoa; Chordata; Actinopteri; Siluriformes; Clariidae
Gene: lrp13b
Product: prolow-density lipoprotein receptor-related protein 1
Exons: 32
Coding region: 266-6460 (2064 amino acids)
Molecular function (GO): calcium ion binding; protein binding
Source: RefSeq, a predicted model, not a curated record
GUGCCUGACCAGCCAGCAGUUCUGUGAUGGACAACUGGACUGUAAAGAUGGCUCGGAUGAGAGAAACUGCUAUAAGAAGGGCAACAAAGCUGCAGAAGCUUUACCCCUAAAAUGCCGUCUGGGCUUUAAGACGUGCAGGGAUGGAAGACAGUGUGUUCUCCGCAGUCAUUUUUGUGAUGGAGAAAAAGACUGCGAGGAUGGGUCAGAUGAGGACAACUGUGAGCAGCAAUGUAAAAAAGGACAGUUUCAAUGUGCUCAUGGGAGAAUGUGUAUAGACAAGAAGCUGGUGUGUGAUGGGACUCCUCAGUGUCAGGACCGCUCUGAUGAAAUAGGCUGCUUUACACGCACCAAGAGCUGCAGCCAUCGCUGCGACAAUAAGACCCACUGCAUCCCGGAAAACUUCCUGUGUGAUGGCGAGAGAGACUGCGUAGAUGGCAGUGACGAAGCAGAUUGCUCUACUGAUAAUGAAGAUUCAGUCAACAGUAAGGCCUCAUCUGAAGCUCAGGCAAUAGUUUUAUCAGCUCACUAUCCGGACUGUAAAAGCCCCUCUGUGUUGUGUGAAAGCACAUCAAUGUGCAUGUCCCCUGUUCAACUCUGUGAUGGAAAGCUGGAUUGUCCUGAUGGUUCUGAUGAACUCUCCUGUAUACAUUCAUGUCAAAACAUGGGUGACUUCCUUUGUAAGGACAGGAGGAAGUGUAUUGAGCAAUAUCUGGUGUGUGAUGGACGCCCAGACUGCACUGAUGGUUCUGAUGAGGUGGAAUGUUCUGCUGCUGCAGUGCCAGAAAGUGGAGCUUCUUUAAGGUGUCGUUGGGGGUCGGUGCUUUGUAAGGAUGGAAGCGACUGCAUCCUGUACCAUCAUGUGUGUGACGGAGAGGUCGACUGUAAGGAUAAAUCUGAUGAAGACGGAUGUGACCUUCAGUGUAAUCCAGGUCAGUUUCAGUGUCGCCAUGGCAGAAAGUGCAUAGACGGAAAGCAGGUAUGUGAUGGGAUUCCUCAGUGUUCGGAUAACUCUGAUGAAUCGACGUGCUGGAAGCCUACGAGAAGCUGCGCCUUGCGCUGUGAUCAAAACAGUCGCUGUAUUCCAGAAGUAUUUCUUUGCAAUGGGAUUAGGGACUGCUGGGAUGGAUCAGACGAAACUGACUGUGGCAACCCUGGAUCACAAUCCCGUUGCACAAGCCCAUAUGUACCAUGCCUGGGAACCUCAAAGUGCAUCUCCCAGAGUCAGCUUUGUGAUGGCAAAAAGGACUGUGCUGAUGGUUCUGAUGAAAGACCAUGCCUUCAGAGCUGUCCCUAUGAUGAUGACUUCCUCUGUAAAGAUAAAAGAAGGUGCAUUGACAGGAAGUUGGUGUGCGAUGGACGUUUGCACUGUACUGAUGCUUCUGAUGAGGUGGACUGUCCCACCGUAGCUGUUUAUACUACCGAAGCAGCUCCCGUGAAGUGCCGUUUUGGUUUGACACCUUGUAAGGAUGGCAGUGACUGUAUCCUGCACAAUCAUGUGUGUGAUGGAGAGAUUGACUGCCGAGAUGGAUCUGAUGAAGUGGAAUGUGAUGUUAGUUGCGAAACCGGGCAUUUUCAAUGUGCUCAUGGAAGGAAGUGCAUCGAUGCUACCUUUGUGUGUGAUGGUAAGCCACAUUGUCAGGAUCGCUCAGAUGAAAUGGACUGCUUUACACGCACCAAGAGCUGUAGCCAUCGCUGUGACAAUAAGACCCACUGCAUCCCGGAAAACUUCCUGUGUGACGGGGAGCGAGACUGCGUAGAUGGAACUGAUGAAGCGGACUGUGGCUACCCUACACAGGUGAAAAUCUGUAACGCAACCUUGGUGUUGUGUCGAGGAGGAAAAGUGUGCAUCUCUAAAGCUAAACUGUGUGAUGGAAAUCAUGACUGUCCAGAUGGCUUUGAUGAAGAAUCUUGUGUCAAAAGAUGUGCAAAAGCAGGUGACUUUCUGUGUAAGGACAGAAGGAAGUGUGUUGAGAGUCGUUUGGUCUGUAAUGGGCGCUCCGACUGCACUGAUGGUUCUGAUGAGGAGGGAUGUCCUGCUGGUACUAUAAAGCCAAAUAUAGCCGGUCCACUAAAAUGCCGUUUAGGCUGGAAACAUUGCAAGGACAGAAGCGAGUGUGUGCUCUACAGUCACCUAUGUGAUGGAGAAGCCGAUUGUAAAGAUGGCUCUGAUGAACAAGACUGUCAAUACCAGUGUAGACGAGACCAAUUCCAAUGUGCUCAUGGAAGGUUGUGCAUAAAUAAGAAGCUGGUGUGUGAUGGGACUCCUCAGUGUCAGGACCGCUCUGAUGAAAUGGGCUGCUUUACACGCACCAAGAGCUGCAGUCAUCACUGUGACAAUAAGACCCACUGCAUCCCGGAAAACUUCCUGUGUGAUGGAGAGAGGGACUGUGUAGAUGGAUCUGAUGAAGCGGACUGUAUUAAAAGUCCUAAAAAAGAUUCGGGAACUCCGUCCCUGAAAUGUGCUGUGGGUUUUAAACCAUGCAUGGAUGGCAGUAAGUGUAUCCUGUACAGUCAUGUAUGUGACGGAGAAAAGGACUGCCAGGAUGGGUCGGAUGAGGAAGACUGUCGACGCAGAUCUGUCACUACUAUAGCUCCUACACUUCAAACUACUCUUAAACCAGCCUGUAAAAGUCCCUCUGUAAAGUGUGAAGGCACGUCGUUGUGCAUCAGUCAGUCUCAGUUCUGUGACGGGACGUUAGAUUGUCCUGAUGGAUUUGAUGAGCUCCACUGUUUACACGUCUGCUCAGAUCCAGCUCACUUCCUGUGUAAGAACAGAAGGAAGUGCAUUGAGCAAGUCCUGGUGUGUGAUGGUCGCUCUGACUGUCCUGAUGGUUCAGAUGAGUUCCAGUGUCCUACUUGUCCUCUGCACUGUGACGAGGGGACGGUGUGCCUGACCAGCCAGCAGUUCUGUGAUGGACGACUGGACUGUAAAGAUGGCUCAGAUGAGAAGAAUUGCCAUAAUAGUGGCAGAAAUGCUGCAAAAGGUUCCCUGAAAUGCUCUCUGGGCUUUCAACCAUGCAGGGACGGAAGUGACUGUAUCCUUUACAGCCAUGUGUGUGAUGGAGAGAAGGAUUGCAAGGAUGGGUCAGAUGAAAAGAACUGUGAACAGCAGUGUAAAAAAAGCCAGUUCCAAUGUGCUCAUGGGAGGAAGUGUAUAGACAAAAAGCAGGUGUGUGAUGGGACUCCUCAGUGUCAGGAUCGCUCUGAUGAACUGAACUGUUUUAAACUCUCUGAAUCCUGCAGCCAUUACUGUGAUAACAGAAGCCACUGCAUCCCUGAAACCUUCCUUUGUGAUGGAGAGAGGGACUGUUUAGAUGGCACUGAUGAGACCAGCUGUGCAAAAGAGCCAUGUUUACGUGGGCAGUUUCAGUGUGCCAGUGGACAGUGUGUGCCCACAAGCUUGCACUGUGAUGGUCAUGCAGAUUGCCACGAUCAUUCCGAUGAAAAGAAUUGCCGUAAACCUCCACACUGCCCCCUGGAGCGGCGCUGCCCCAAUAGCCAUGUGUGCCUGGAGAAAGAAUGGUUCUGUGAUGGAGACAAAGAUUGCACUGAUGGAUCAGAUGAACAGAACUGCAAGGCCACUCCUAUGCAAUGUGGGACACUCCAGUGGUCUUGUGAGUCUAAAAGUCAGUGCGUUCCCACGUUUUGGAGGUGUGAUGGUGUCAAGGAUUGUAAAGACGAAAGUGAUGAAGUUGGAUGUGACCAGCUGGAAUGUCCCACGCACAUGUUCAAGUGCAGCAACAGUGAGUGUUUGGGCUUCAGUCUGGUGUGUGAUGGUGUUGCCAACUGUCAGGAUGGUUCUGAUGAGGGUGUGGGAUGUCUCCUCAAUAACUGCUCCAGCCCACACCCACCACAAUGCGAGCAUUUCUGUCUCAACACUCCCCAUGGAGCGAGGUGUGGGUGCCAAACAGGUUUCAGUAUCCAAGCAGACGGUUUCUACUGUGCAGAUGUAGAUGAGUGUGUGGUGAUUCAGCCUCCUGUGUGUAGCCACAAAUGCAUAAAUACUCAUGGCUCCUACGUGUGCCAAUGUCCUCCGGGUUUUAUGUUGGAGCCAGAUGGCAGCAGCUGUAAGACACCAAAGGAGCCUAGUCUUUUGGCAUCAGUCCAGUUUGAGGUUGUGUUUAUGGGCCUGCGGAGCGGAAACAUGCAGGCACUUCUUCCCGCGGGACAGAAGCCCAUCUUUUCUUUGGACUACGAGUUAAAGGUUCCGCGGGUAUUUUGGGUCUGUCUGCUGGAGGAAAGUAUCAAAUAUGCAGUGCGUGGAGAAAAGGGCAAAAUCAAAACCCUUGUUAAAGGUGUGAAGUCGGACUCCAUUGCUAUAGACUGGGUUGCGGGAAACCUGUAUUGGGUGGAUGGAACAGCUGGCCAGAUUUUAGCUGUAAGAAUUGGUGAUCAUAUUGUAAAGCGACAAAACUUCACAGUGAUUCUGGAUGAAGACCUGGAACAGCCUCGCUCUUUAGUGCUUCUUCCUCAGAAAGGGAUAAUGCUGUGGUCAGAGAUUGGGAAAGAGUCUCAAAUUGAACGAGCUGGCAUGGAUGGUUCAGAGAGGAGGGUGCUGCUCAGCCGUGGUUUAAACUGGCCUGUAGCCAUAACUGUGGAUAUUAUGACGGACAGAAUCUACUGGGCAGACGAGAAGCUCAAGUGCAUCGGGUCGGCUACGAUGAAUGGCGAAGACGUCAGACUGUUGCCGUUGGCUGCAACGUCGAGCCCUUUCUCUGUGGCGGUGUUUAAUGACAUGGUGUACUGGUCUGACACCCAGGGACGGGCCAUCCAUGGGGCACACAAAAUCACUGGCAAGAACAAGAAAGUUAUUCUUAAAAGACCUGGCCAACCAUUUGGUUUCAAAAUUGUCCACCCCCUCAUUCAGUCCAAGGUCCUCAACCCCUGUGAGAAACUCCGAUGUUCUCACAUCUGUGUGCUAGCUCCAGGACUCCAGGCAUUAUGUCAUUGCCCAACAGGGUUGCUCUUAGCUGGGGAUGGAUUUACCUGCAUCUCACCUGAACGCUCCUCUACUUCUUUCUUAGUUCUGCUUUCUCCUACUAGACUUACUAAGAUUUUCACUAGAAGCCUGCAUGGUCAGGUUGGACUGAAGCAGUGGCCUGGACACUAUGCCCACUCUCUUCCUGGUAUAAACAAAGCUUCGGAUGUAGAUUUGGUACUUGGUGACAGCAUUCUGUACGUGGCAGAUGUCAGCCAGGCAUCUGUGGUGUCGUUUAAAAUGGACGACUCUACAUUGACACCCAAAGACAAGAUGUUGCAUUUACCAGGGGAUACGGUGACCGCACUGGCUGUAGACUGGGUUACACGCAACUUGUAUUGGAGCAGCCACAAGAAGCCUGGGAUCUAUGUCACAUCGGCUAGUGGGAAGUUCACCAGCGUGGUUCUGCAGGCUGGUAUCUGGGACACCACCUCCAUUGCACUACACCCACCCACUGGCAGGAUGUGCUUUACAGUUGUAGGGUCAUCAGGGAAUGAUGCUUUGCCCCAGGUGGACUGUGCUGCCAUGGAUGGCAGGAAUCAAAUAAUACUUUGGAAAAAAACGCAGCUUCCCAAUUUCCUGACUUUUUCAAACCACGGUACAACAGUGUAUUGGGCGGAUGUUGCCACUGAAGUGAUUUGCUCCGUGAACGUUGAUGGAUCAAAUUACAGGCAAUAUAAAACUGGAACCGGAUCUUUAAUUGUGUCUUUAACCCGAAGUGAAAACAUCCUCUUCUGGCUCACCCGGUACAAUGGCACAACCAGUGUGUGGUACAGUGAUGGCUUCCGGCCUAAACAAUUGUGGUUUGAAGUGCAAACAAAUGUUGUGGCACUGAAGGCAUACAGUGCAAACAGCCAGAAAGGAACCAACCUAUGUGCAAAAGAUAAUGGUGGGUGUAAUCACUUGUGCCUGGCAUACUCAGGGGGGCGUACAUGCCGCUGCACACAAGGCUACAUGGCAAUAAAUGACACCCAGUGUGCGCCUGGCCUCGAGUGUCCAGCAGGCUCCAAGCCUUGCAGAAAUCGAUACAAGUGCCUCCCCACCAGCAGGUUUUGCGACCAAAUCACAGAUUGUCAGGAUGGCUCGGAUGAGGAGGGAUGCCAUGCUAAUGAAAACGAGGUGUUGGUCCACACAAUGAGUGGGCAGUCCUGCAAUCCUGAGUUCUGUAAUGGCCGAGGGCACUGUAUGACUGAAGAAGGGAAACCAGUCUGCGAGUGUGUGCAGGGGUACAGUGGGCAGUUUUGUCAGUAUGAGGCAUCCAGCAGCGUUCCUGCCGUACUCAUAGUCCUCUUUAUCAUUAGCCUGGUCAUCGCGGCUGCAGCGUUUCUAAAAUGGAGAAAAUGGAAAGCAGAAAGGGUCCAGCCCACAGAUAAGGAAACUCUCAUGAAGGACAUGGAGGAACAAGAGGCAUCUGCUGAAAAUUUUUCUAAUGAGCUCUACAACCCAAUGCAGGAGGUGGACCAGGCAGCACCCAGUGAAUGAUCUAAUUAUAUUUUUAAAGUUCUUAAAAAUAAACUAUUGAGCAAACAA